Microstroma glucosiphilum is the source of this 941-nucleotide messenger RNA. Its product is annotated as S13-like H2TH domain-containing protein. NCBI's taxonomy places the organism in Eukaryota, Fungi, Basidiomycota, Exobasidiomycetes, Microstromatales, Microstromataceae. Gene Ontology annotation, biological process: translation. The coding region runs from base 101 to 664 and encodes 187 amino acids. Gene Ontology annotation, molecular function: structural constituent of ribosome; RNA binding. The transcript is spliced from 2 exons. Gene Ontology annotation, cellular component: small ribosomal subunit; ribosome; mitochondrion. The record is from RefSeq and is a predicted model, not a curated record.
CCACACACCACGCUAGUCCUCGCUACGAUACAAUUGCUUCAACAGACAUUACUCUAGAGAAUCUCUUCUUCGAAGUCUUCCCUCACAAGAGCCACCGACCAUGUUCCUUCUCGGUCGUCAGCUCCCGGACAGUCAGAAGGUCUCGAUUGCUCUCACAGCCUUCUAUGGUCUCUCACACACUCUCGCAUCCCGACUAUGUGCCAGACUUCAGCUGCACGAAGCCGCCAAGGUUGGCGAGCUGACGGAUGGACAAGUGACGCAGAUGAGCGCCUACCUGAGCAGUCCCGGCAGUAUCCCCGCACAGCAAGGCAAGAUCACCCGGAGUCCACUCAUUGGCCAAAAGGGAAAGGAGACGUCUACUUCCACUUCUAGCUCGGCCUCUUCUUCCAGUAGUAGUAGCAGCAGCAGCACUUCUCUCCCACCUUCGCAGCGCGCAUCGCCAUCGAGCGAUCCGCUACGUUCUCUCCUACUAGAGUCGGAUCUGCGAAGGGCAAUGCAGGCCAAUAUCGCUCAUCACCGUAAUGUGGGGAGCUACAAGGGGAAGCGACACCAGCAGGGCUUGCCUGUGAGGGGACAGAGGACCAGUUCGAAUGGUCUAACGGCGAGGAAAUUGAACCGGAUUGAGAGGAGGGGGUAUGCCAGCUUGGUUGGGUCGAGCAGGUGAGUCCAUAGGUACGGGGUAUGGAAUGACAAAAGAACUGCAGUAGCGAGAAAUCAGAGCAAGGGUGGCAGACAGGACGCAAAGGAUAGCAGAAGCUCUCGCGGAGCGCAGUCAGAGGCUCCAUGACUCGUCCGGUCGGUGGAGCAGUAGUCUUUUCAAUCGCUGAGAACGUCUCGCUGACCUCUACCAUCCCCGUCUGCCUUCCCUUUCCCGACCGUCUACCCAGCAUGGCUGCAUCUUCGACAUUAUCUACACAGCGUACAACGGUGACCUCGCUGCU